Arthroderma uncinatum is the source of this 1515-nucleotide messenger RNA. RefSeq names its product Cytochrome P450 52A13. The transcript has 3 exons. Bases 1 to 1515 code for a protein of 504 amino acids. The record is from RefSeq and is a predicted model, not a curated record. NCBI's taxonomy places the organism in Eukaryota, Fungi, Ascomycota, Eurotiomycetes, Onygenales, Arthrodermataceae. Gene Ontology annotation, molecular function: heme binding; iron ion binding; oxidoreductase activity, acting on paired donors, with incorporation or reduction of molecular oxygen, reduced flavin or flavoprotein as one donor, and incorporation of one atom of oxygen.
AUGAUAACUCUAGACUCUCUCCCGUCAAUUGGGCUCUCCUCCGGCAUCCUCGCUCUUCUUCUAUGUUGGUUGUUUCGCCAUCAUGGAGAACGCGACUACCGUCCGAAAACGAAUGGUUAUCAACCAGUGGCCCGCUACCAUCAGUGGGACCCUAUUCUAGGGCUUGAUCUCGUAUGGAGUCAGGCCAUUGCAUUGCGGCAAAACCGUUAUCUCGAAUGGCUCAAAGACUUGCAUGCCAACAUGCCAAAAACGUUCUCUAUCAAUUUCUUUGGAGGGCGAUGGAUCUACUCGAUCGAACCGGAGGUCUUAAAGGCCGUUUAUGCCACGAACUUCAAGGAUUUUGGAGUAGAGCCCAUCCGCCGCCACACAAAAGGAUCGAUGCCGUUUGCUGACAAGGGAGUGAACACAACAGACGGCGAAGACUGGGCGUUAAGCCGGCAGCUCAUCAAACCAUUCUUCGAGCGCGAUGUGUAUACCAGCAUAGACCGCAUAACGCCAUUCGUAGAUCGUUUCAUGGAGUUGCUCCCUUGUGACGGCGAGAAGUUUGAUAUACAGCCUCUCAUUCAGCGCUGGUUCCUUGACCUUACUUCUGAGUUUAUAUUUGGCAAGUCUAUGGAUUCCAUGGCAGAUCCAGAGCGAGCGAAGAUAGCCUGGGCAAUGACUGAUGUACUGCGAGGCGGCCGUCUGCGCGCCCAAUCGCACAAGUUCAUGUGGGCAUUUAACUGGGAUUGGUGGCUUAAGGCUGUUGACGAAGUUCAUGCGUUUGUUAACCCGUACAUACGCGCCACGUUCAAGGAAAUCGAUGAGCGCGAACAGAGCGCUAAGCUCGGGCUCUCCCUUGCGCCAGAACGGAGCGACCUCCUCUGGUCCAUGGCAUCUAGCCUGAGGGAUGAAGAGCUGUUGAGAUCGCAGCUCUGUCUGAUUAUCGUGCCCAACAACGAUACGACUUCAAUCUUUAUCAGUAACUGCAUCUGGUACCUAGCGCGGCACCCUAAUUCAUGGGAGAGGCUCCGUCAAGAAGUUGCUGCUCUUGGAGAUGUGCCCUUGACCUUCGAGAUUUUGCGAAAUAUGAAAUACGUCAAUGGAGUUUUGAACGAAACGCACCGGCUCAUUCCAAAUAACGUCACCCAGCUGCGCGCUUGUGUUAACGAUACGGUGCUACCCGUAGGUGCUGGCCCGGACGGCCAGUCACCCAUGCAAGUGCGCAAAGGGGAUAUCGUGUCGGUAACCAAGACAGUCAUGUAUCGUGAUCGCGACUACUGGGGCGAAGACGCCGAUCAGUUCCGGCCCGAGAGAUUUGAUGGAUUUCGAGGGAAUUGGGGGUUUCUUCCAUUCGGCGGAGGGCCGCGCCGCUGCCCUGCCCAGAUGAUGGUGCAGACAGAAGCGGCGUAUAUGUUGGUGCGGCUUGCCAGGGUUUAUCGCCGUAUUGAAGCCCGGGACCCAGCCCCUUACAAGGCUGUGAUGAGAAUCGGACCAUCUAAUGACACAGGGGUGCAGAUAGCCCUGUACAGAUGA